This is a messenger RNA of Sodiomyces alkalinus F11, 177 nucleotides long. RefSeq lists its product as hypothetical. Bases 1 to 177 code for a protein of 58 amino acids. The record is from RefSeq and is a predicted model, not a curated record. The transcript is spliced from 4 exons. NCBI's taxonomy places the organism in Eukaryota, Fungi, Ascomycota, Sordariomycetes, Glomerellales, Plectosphaerellaceae.
AUGGAUUGGAAGUUGAAGAAGACAGACGAAUACCAAUAUCAUUCAUUAUAUGCCACCAACGGGCACAACAUCAGCGGUCUUUUAUCCCAAGGAUGUGGCAUCGCAACGAAGGUUACCGGAACAGGAAUGUGGCAGAAAGAGUCUAAUGAGGUCCAACACGCCCAUGUCGGUACAUGA